AUGACUUCAGGUAGUUCAACUACCACUGAAGGUUCGACUCCUUCUCUCGAUGUUCCAUCCCCUUCAACCAGUAGAACUUCUCGGAGUCCUAGUCCCGCAUCUUCUGUUGUUUCACUGAAUGAAAACAAAGCUCUAAAGAGACUUGCUGAUCAAUUAUGCAACAUCUUCUACGAAGGAAAUCAAAAUGGUCAAGAGGAUAGUGAGGUGGAGAGGUCCAUCAUUAAUCAUAUCCACAAAUCUCACUUUGAAGCCGUCCAAAUAUUUCGAUGGCUUCUAAGGAACAAGGAUACAUUUCAAUAUCAAAGUCUUCUAGGUUAUUUCUAUGGUCAUGAGAUUGGCGUGGAGGUAGAUAAGAGGAAGGCCUACACGUUCUUCCUAAAUGCUGCAAAGAAAAAUGAUCACCUGGCACAAUACUUUGUGGGUGCAAGCUAUUUGGAGGGAAGUGGUGCAAAACAAGAUUAUGACCUGGCUUUUCUUUGGUUUGAGAAAUCAGCUAACGGUGGCUGCUCGAAUGGGUUGUGUGCAUUGGGAUACUGCUAUCUGAAUGGUUAUGGUGUGCAUAAAGACGAGUUAAAAG
Molecule: messenger RNA, 577 nt
Organism: Acaulospora morrowiae
Lineage: Eukaryota; Fungi; Glomeromycota; Glomeromycetes; Diversisporales; Acaulosporaceae
Source: the annotation of a GenBank genome assembly